Setaria italica (foxtail millet) is the source of this 1751-nucleotide messenger RNA. Its product is annotated as E3 ubiquitin-protein ligase At1g63170. The transcript is spliced from 6 exons. The record is from RefSeq and is a predicted model, not a curated record. The coding region runs from base 352 to 1572 and encodes 406 amino acids. Lineage: Eukaryota; Viridiplantae; Streptophyta; Magnoliopsida; Poales; Poaceae.
AAAAAAUUGAAUAAAUCAGACGAGAAAGAAGUAUCUAAAUAAACGUUGCCACUCCAGACUGGGAGAGGAGGCCGGGGAGGAAGAAUUCGUCUCCAAGUCUUCCAGCUCACGGAUUUGGAUCGGAGUGGAGCUGCCCGUGGUUGACCGGUUGGUGAGGCGAUUGUUGGCUCAGGAACUUCUUUCUCUUCUUCCGAGGUGGAGAGGAGGUGACUUCAUCUGUAGUGGGGAAAGAGCUAAGCACAUUAUCUUGUAAAAUCUGCAUUUCGCUACCUUUUAUCUUAAAUCAAAUCGACUCUGUUUCUGGGAACAGCAACCAGUAUUUUCCCAUGCAACCUCUUGGAGUCUUGGUUGAUGGAUGCUCUUCCUGUUGAAUCGGAAAGAGAAAGUCAAACAGAUAUCCACCCUUUACUCAUGGAGCAUGCGAUUGGUAUCCCAAGGGAUGACGUUGCUUCUUCAUCAACACCUCGUCGAGAGAAUCGUGAUGGCAUGGAUCAAUUGGCUCGUGACUCAGAAAGUUCUUCUGGAACAAUUCCUAUAUCUCCUCUAGCAAGAAGAGAUGAUAAUCGCAAUAAUCGUCGGCAAAGUCCUCUAAAUUCUGGCUUCUGGAUCUCAAUUGAACUAGUUGUAAACCUUAGCCAGAUUAUAGCUGCUAUUUGUGUUCUGUAUGUGUCAAGGAAUGAACAUCCUCAUGCACCAUUGUUUGAGUGGGUCAUUGGUUACACAAUAGGUUGUAUUGCAACUCUUCCUCAUCUUUACUGGCGCUACCUCCAACGCAACCACCUGGCAACUGUUCAAGAAUCAGCUAAUCAGAACUACAUUCCAAACAAUAUCCCUGAAGGUAAUUCUUUUACAGAAAUUUCAGCCCCUCGAGUGUCUGAAGCUGGUGUUAUAACUGGCACGAAUGGUGUCUCAAGAAACAAUGUGGUUACUGCAAAUCCAAGGGCCCAAGCUUUCGCUGAUCACUUCAAGAUGGCUCUGGACUGUUUCUUCGCUGUGUGGUUUGUUGUGGGAAAUGUCUGGGUAUUUGGUGGACAUUCUUCUGCCCAUGACGCGCCUAACUUGUACAGGUUGUGUAUAGCCUUCCUCACAUUCAGCUGCAUAGGCUAUGCUAUGCCCUUCAUUCUCUGCACAUUGAUAUGUUGCUGCCUACCCUGCAUAAUCUCUGUAAUGGGCUUCCGGGAAGAUUUGAACCAAAAUAGAGGUGCUAGUUCAGAUGCUAUCAAUGCCUUGGGCACAUACAAGUUUAAACUGAAGAAGCCUCGCAACGGGGAGGGAAAUGAAGGUGGGGGUGGCGUCUUGGCUGCUGGAACAGACAAGGAACGAGUUGUUUCUGCCGAAGAUGCUGUUUGCUGUAUCUGCUUGGCAAGGUAUGUGGACAAUGACGAACUUCGGUUGCUCCCAUGUGGGCACUUCUUCCACAAGGACUGUGUCGACAAGUGGCUCAAGAUAAAUGCACUGUGCCCCCUCUGCAAAGCUGAGCUUGAUGUUGUCUCAACGACUGUUCCAGCCAUUGGCUUUGGGCGCCGCCACAGUGACAACAGGGUAGGAAACGACAUUGAAUCACAACAAUAGCUAUGUGAGCUUGUCCCAUACCUUUGAUGCGGCUUCCACAAGAGCAACUUGUAAAUUAUGUAGUGUAGAUUUGUAUGAUCGAUCGAUGAGCCAUUAUGUGACCCAACAAGUUAUUUCCUGACUGACCAAUUUCUCUUGCUGUCUAUAUGUGUUACCGCUGUGCAAUGUGCUUUUCUGAA